AUGAGCGCAUUUACGGUCCCCAACUACCUCACCAGGCUAAUUCAUUUCGAUCCACGGGGGAGGCCCCUUCUUUGUUCGUGCCUCUGUUGCCCUCCCCUCCCCUCCGCCUUCUCCCGCUCCUCCGUUCGCCUCCCGGGGAUCCGUCGCUUCUCUCGUCUUCCAUUUCCCAAGGCCCUCUCAGGUGAGUCUGCUUCUUCUUUGCUUACUUCGGCGAUGAGGACAGAGUUCCGUGGCUGGACUCUUGUAGAGACGCAGGACACUGCGUCGCCAUGACCACUAGACGUCCUUUCCUCGGGUGGGGCUCUGCGUCGAUCACCCACCCCACCUACCCUCGUGGGGCUUUUGUGUCCCAUCUGCCACAGUUCCCACUUUUGAAUAAUUGCUAGCUGGAAAGGUACCCAACUAUCUUCCGAAUGCAUCGGGGACUAGUCAAUAAGGGACAACAUCUCCUGCUAGCCGCCCAGGAGACAAAGGUGGCUUUUGGAGAUCUCCCCGGAGAGGAUUUUGCUAUUUUCUCAACCAUAUAUCUAGAAAUUUUGUAAUCUUCUGUGGCCCAGGUCUUUCGAUUCGUAUAGAAGUAGUCUAUAAAUCUUCCUUUAUACUCUGUGAUCGAUUGGUACCCACGGUGGGUGUGCGUAGCUCUCUCGGCUGACUGUGAAGACUGAGUGUCCUUCUACGUAUUUCUUGUCCUUUGUAGCGGGUGGUGCCAUGCCCCCAGCUGAUUCGUCCAUGGAGGUUGUCAAGGCUGUGCUCAAACGAUGUUCUGUCCAGCCAGAAAGUGUUGUGAUAAGAGACCAGCACAAGAGCUACAGCUAUGCUCAACUCAUCUCUUCUUUUUGGAAGAUAUCCGAUAUCCUAUGCAAUGAAGACUUGAGCCGGGUAAUAUGGGUUCUUACUUACUGCAAUUUAUUUGAUUCUGAUGUACAUUCAUAAAGAACGACUUUGGCGAAAUGAUGGGCAUUCGGCCUGCAGAGGGGAUUUUCAUUAUUGUCAAGAGGACUGUUACAUUGAGAAAAUGUGAAAAUGCAGAUGACAUAGAUUAGAAGAUAGAAAAAAGUUUUUUUUUAAUUAUAAAACUAUUUUUUCGACGAGUAUUUCAUCCUGUUUUCGCUUUUUAAGAAGCCCUCUAGCUCUCCUCUGACAUACUUUGAUGUGGGUGCAGCCCUGCACUAGGGCCACAAAUGGAAUCUCCACGAACGGGAUCAAAGGAGGGAGAGGUCUGCGGGGGGCUCGGAUAGGAAUUGUUGCCAAACCAUCGGCUGAAUUUGUUGCUGGAAUAUUUGGCACAUGGCUCAGCGGGGGAGUUGCUGUGCCACUUGCUGUCAGCUAUCCUGAGGCUGAGCUCCUACACGUGAUGAAUGAUUCAGUGAGUUAAUUCCUCUUUCCUAUAUUUUAUUUUCUAUUGACUUAUCAUCAUCAUCAGAGGAAUUCCUGAUGCAGCAUAAAUCUCCACAUUCUGUGCAGUAAUAUUCCGUUUUCUCCUCAUCUUAAUCCUAGAGCAUGUGGUAAUUUUUAUUUUUUUUCAAAAUUGGCAUUAGUGCCUCUAAAUAACUAGUGGGGACCUUCAAUCAUACAUGUUUCAAUUUUAUUUGUCUAAAGUCCACUUUCAUAUUCUUUCUUAGGAAGAAGACAGUUUGAAUUUAUUUAAUUUAAUGUAGCACUAAUAGAUUGUCUCCAUGCGGAAAGAGAUCUUGCCUAUGUAACUAACCCCUACUGAUGGUUUUGAGAACGUUAUUAGUUGAAGUGUAUAGCGUACAAAUAUUUAUUUAUUUAUUUAGUCCGUUUUAAGCCAGAUAAUGUUUUAUAUGAUACUCUAACACUAUUUCAUUGUUAGGAUGUCUCUGUCGUUUUGUCCACUGAAGAGCAUCAAGAACUCCUCAAGAGUGUUGCUGUGAAAUGUGGUGCUCGGUUUUCUAUUAUCUCCGAUGUUCUGAACAGUACGACAUCCGAUCUGGGGUCACUGAGGAAAGAAAUGGAUGAUUCAAGUUGUAUAGUUGAAGGUGAUCACUGGGGGGCCUCACUCUUUAUCAUUCAGUAGACUGAGGCACACUCAAUCAAUUAUUUGGUCAUGCAGGAGAUGGCAAUGCACUGAUUGUCUACACGAGUGGUACAACUGGCAAACCCAAAGGGGUGGUCCACACUCACGCAGGCAUAACUGCUCAGGUGAAGAUUUUUUUCAAAUCAUUUACACUCUAAACAUAAAACGGGCCGUUCUACGGCACAUUAUUUAUCUAAUUAUAUCUUAUGCUAUUUUAUUUUUUUCUUCAAGAACGGAUGAGCAUGACACACCUUAGGGCAGUAUUUUUUUUUCUCUUUAAACUUUGUUGCUUCUUGAAAAGUAUAUUGCAAAUUAUCUAUGUUUUCCGCUUGACAAUUUUGAUCACGAAUAACCUGUGGAUGUAGUUUCAUCUUUUUUGGGUAGCGAUCUUUACGGGAUGUUUUGGUGUAUAAUAAAUACUCUUCUGGCCCGAUUGCAGGUCGAAAUUCUGACAGAAGCAUGGGAAUAUUCAUCUGCUGAUCAGUUCCUGCACUGCCUUCCUUUGCAUCAUAUCCAAGAAAUGAAACGAUUUUUUGUGAUCUUUAUUUCUGAAUAUGAAAUGACAGAUUAUUUCUGUUUCAUUUUUUCUGAAGGCUGAGGUUUAUUGUGCACAGUCCUUAACCCCCACCUCACAUGUGCAUGGUCUUUUCAAUGCCCUACUUGCACCUCUUUAUGCUGGCUCUGUGGUAAUAAUCUUGUCAGAAGCUAUCCAUUCAAAACAAGCUUUCUGUUAUUUGUUGUUGAGAAGGUUUUUUACUCCUUGAGUUUCUAGGUUGAGUUUAUGAACAAAUUUAGCGUUCGUGGAAUCUGGGAAAGAUGGCGUGAAUCUUACCCCAAAGAUGGUUCUAAAGUUGAUAACGCUGUCACUGUUUUCACUGGGGUAAGCGAUCCCAUCACAGACCAAUGUGUUCUCCUCACAAUGUUGAAUUUCCCUUUUGAGAUGAUGUGACCCGUACGAUUUUAGAAUUAUCUUCAAGAUUCAUACUUUACUGUCAUAAAUUGGUUAUCUGCCAUGUUACUUAUAGGAAAGGUGUAUAAAAAUGGAAAUAUAUUGGGUCGGGUGUAUAAUGCUUUUCAGAAAAACACAAAGCAGCGUCCAAUGAGAUAAGGUUUCCUGAAGUGUGGCCACCAGAUGAGGUCUGAUGAUCCACUUGAUUUCAUGGGGAACAUGCUGAUAUCACUGUUUCCUUUUUUGGAAGGCUCCAAAAAUAAUAAUAAUAAAAAUAAUAUAUAUAUAUACCUCAUGGGUAAGGUUUCCUUCGUUGUCCUUCUUACUUGCAGUUGAGGCAAGGCAUUUCAGAAAGUCUUGUCUCAAUUUAAUGAAACCAGUGGAUCUACAGAGUUCUUAUUUCCUGUGAGGCUGAGGUUACUUGUGUUGGUCUCCUUUCCUUCUACGAGUAGUUCUAUGAUUUUUGCAUACCGUAGAGAUGGCCCUUCAAGCUUCCAUAUUCCAUCCUUCGCUACUUAAUGGUUAAGUUUAUUGUAUACUAUUGUUGCUGAUGGAGGGGGACUUACUAUUUUAGGUCCCAACAAUGUAUACAAGGCUUGUACAAGGCUAUGAAGCCAUGGAACCAGAACUGCAAUCAGCUUCUGCAUAUGCUGCGAGGCAGCUGCGUCUCAUGGUAAAUGGCAUGUAUCAUUUUUCUCCUAUGUGAAAACUAGCUUUUCUUAACUCUAUAUCAUUAUGAUGAGAGCAUUAAACGUCAAGUUAAUCUUUUGGACCUUUCCAUUUGGCAAAACUGAGGUAAACCUCUUCUUCGAUUCAGCAAAAAUGGAUAAUUUUCUGCUGUUGGUUUGGUUCGUUAUUUUAUUUACUCUACUAUUGAUUCAGGUGAUGGAAGACCGAGGUAUCUUUCUAUUUGUCGUUUUACAACGUUGGAUUCAGUCGUCGUCUCUAAAACCAUGUCAAACCAUCUUGAAUGAAGAAAAUUAUGUGCAUCCUCUGACCAUAAUAUCGUCUUCUCAGUCUACCGUUGGUUACUGAACUUCACUUUAUUUUUGCUUAUUUCAAAGCCUCCGUUAAACUGGGCUGCAACUACCUUUUCCAGCUGAAGUGAAAUUUCAUGACACCAUUCAAAAUAGAAGAGAUGACUAUUGAGCUUCUUGUCUCAGACCGGUCAAAAUUUUAUAAAAUUCAUCAUGCUCUCCAUUAAUAUGGAUAGAAAAACCUAGUUGGAAAUAUACUAUCCUUUACAAAUUCAUCCAUUUUUUUUGAAAAAUCAUCGAAUGAAGGUCCUAUGCUCUCUGUGGUUAUGAUUUCAAAUAAACUUUUCUUGCGAACUCCUGUCCAUUAGUUUCCUGGGUGAUUUCGUUGAAGCCAAAGUCAAUAUUUUUCGACAAUUGCGUAGCUGAAGAGGUUUUAUUCUGCGAGGAGAAGGGUUAUGCUAGGCAAUAUAUUGAAUAAACUUUCUUUUUUUUUAUUUUCUUGAUGGGCUAUUGUUUGCUUUAAGCUGGUUGGUUUUUUUUUUUUUGGAUACGUUUCUUAUCAUCGAGGAAUAUGAAUAAACUAUAGAAAAAGGUUAUAUCUCAAAUUAACAGUAAACGAAACUUUAGACCACGUUCAGUGGAAUUGCCAUGCAGGAUUGAGUUUGUUUAUUUAUUAAUUUUCUUGGAAAUAAUUGAGGCAUAUGGCCAUUUCCUCAGAUGUGUGGCUCAUCUGCACUUCCCUAUCCUCUCAUGAAACAAUGGGAAAGUAUAACAGGCCACUGCCUCUUGGAACGCUAUGGCAUGACUGAGGUGGGUUACGCCCUUUCUAGCUUAAGCUCUCAUUUUUUUUGAAGCAGCAACUUCUAUUCAUACAUCUUCAUUAAUGGUAGAUUUUGCACUGCUAACCAGCGAAUUUCUCUUGACAGUUUGUCAUGGCAUUAGCUAAUCCUUUGCAUGGUGUAAGAAAGGGAGGCACUGUCGGAAAACCCCUCCCUCGUGUUCAGGUAUGUCAUUUUUAAUAAAUUAACCUCAGUUUAUUCACUGCUUAUUUGGUUGGGCAUGUACAAUGCAGGUGUGCCAUUCAUUCCAUAAUGCAAAUUAUGUAAUGUUUUAUCUUUUAUGCAUUAGUAUAUUCACAUUGAUGGCCACGGAUUAGUGAUCCAUCACACCUUACCAAUAGGGAAAAUCAGUGUCUCUACUGUUAUGAACGUGAUGAAUUGACAGCUAUGCCCAUGCCUAUGCUCUUUUGAUUCUCUGGGACUUUCGAUCUUUAAUUGUGACUUUGGUCUAUUAUUUGGAGUUUGAUGUUUCGCUCAAUAUUAUAUCUUUAUAUAAAUACAUGUGCCUUGCUAUCGUUAUAAUGUUAGCUGGAGAAGGUACUGGAGAAAGAACAUGGAUUGACAUGGUCAACGCCUUUGACAUUCUAUUGAUGUUUCUUUUACUAAAUGUAUGAUCUUUGGCGUUUAUGUUGCUUAGUGAUGGAUAGUUACAACUUAUAGUCAGUACAUUAUUCAUUAUCUGUUGUUGGGAGCAUAUAUAUAUAUAUUUAUUAUAUAAUAAAUAACUGCUUCAUCUGAAUUGAUUAUUGCAAGAAUGUGGCAGAGAUAAUCUUUUCUCGUUAACUGAUGGGCAGGUCAAAAUUAUUUCUGAAGAUGGUAAUGAAGUCAACUCGCCUGACGUGGGCGAACUUUGCGUUAAAAGUCCUUCAUUGUUCAAGGAAUACUGGAAACAGCCUGAGGUAUUUUUUAUUACCCCACGCAUGUCCCUUAAGAUGCUCAUUUCCUUAAACCUUUUUUACGCUCAUAAUUAUUUGCAAUUCAACCCUCACAAGUACUCUAGAUCGGUUUUUUUUAAAUAAAGUGGAUUUUUUUGAAAUAUUAUAGCAUCUUUUAUACCUCCUCGUAAUUGUUAUUCAUGUUGACCUUAUAAGGUUACGAAGGAAUCCUUUGAUGACAAUGGCUUUUUCAAGACUGGAGACACUGUCAGAGUGGACGAGGAUGGGUACUACGUCAUCUUGGGACGUAAGGGAGCUCUCUCUCUCUCUCUCUUUCUCUCUCUCUCUCUCUCUCUCUCUCUCUUUCUCUCUCUACUGUUUAUGUGUUAUCUAAUUAUAUUAGGUAAACUUUUUGGCGCAGAGGCUGUUAAUUUUCACUGCUAAUUCCAUCACAAGUAGGAAUAUGAUGACAUCAAAUGCAGUAUAAUAUGUGCAUAAUCCAUUAUUAUUAUUAUUAUUAUUUAUGCAGAAAAUGGAAGCUGACUCCAUUAAUGAUGUCAAACUUCUCUGCUGUAGUUUCUGUUUUCCCAUCAAUCUGGAAGUCUGAAGUCACUUGCUUCUGCAGGCAGCAGCGCUGAUAUAAUGAAAGUCGGCGGUUAUAAGUUGUCAGCUCUGGAAAUCGAGUCAAUAAUCUUGGAGGUCAUAAUGUUAUAAGCUUCCAUGUUUUAUGCUUUAAAUAGCAUAAAACAUGCUAUUUAAUUUGGGUUGACCACCAAGCGGUCUCCCCAGCCACCCCGCCGUCCCCUAUGCUUUCAACUCUUAAAAGGAUUUAAUUUGUCUUGGACAGCAUCCAGCUGUGUCAGAGUGCUCUGUCAUGGGUCUGCCUGACGAGGACUACGGAGAAGCAGUUAGCGCUGUCAUUGUUCCUGUGGCAAGUGCUAGGGACGCGGCCGAGUCCAAGCCAGCUCUGACCCUGGAAGAGCUACGGAUUUGGUCCAAGGAUAAGCUUGCUCCAUACAAGGUCUCUCUCUCUCUCUCUCUCUCAUAUUUCCAGCUCAGGUGGGCUCCCAUUCUGUGUUUGGUACAUCAAAGUUAGCUUCUUUUCUUUUUGUACUAGGAAUCUCCUCAGUUGACCUUUCUCUUUCCUCACUACUGCUACAUUUUUUGUCUGCUUUCUGACACAUCUUUGCCUUGAGCCGUAUGAUACUAAAAAAUGUCAACGGGCAGGGUUGUCGGGCCGGAGUCUGUUUCCUUCUGGGCUUCAUUUUGAGGCCCAAGACAGGGAAAUGAGCCAAGAUGGGCUCUUCGCCAGCCCGGCUUGACCCAUGUGAUGCAAUCUAAUGGAUUCCUCUUCUUUUUCAGAUUCCCACGAGACUCUUUCUGUGGAAUUCUCUUCCCCGAAACGCAAUGGGAAAGGUGGCCUCUGUGUUUCCCUCUAUUUUUUUAAAAAAUCGGAUCUUUUUCAGAUGGGAAUGCAUUCCGUGUAUCAUUCUGAUUCCUAGCUUCGCUCCAGGUGAACAAGAAGGAAUUGAAGAGGUUGCUGGAGUAA
This is a messenger RNA of Spirodela intermedia, 7227 nucleotides long. NCBI's taxonomy places the organism in Eukaryota, Viridiplantae, Streptophyta, Magnoliopsida, Alismatales, Araceae. The record is from the annotation of a GenBank genome assembly.